Molecule: messenger RNA, 1081 nt
Organism: Schistosoma turkestanicum
Lineage: Eukaryota; Metazoa; Platyhelminthes; Trematoda; Strigeidida; Schistosomatidae
Source: the annotation of a GenBank genome assembly
AAACGAUUUAAACAAUGAAUGCACAGAAAAAAAAUUAAUAGAACUCAACUAAAAUAUUAAAAUAUUGACAGAAUGUUAUUUGUAUGGAUAAAAUGAACGAAUUACUUACAAGAUUACACUGAUUUCUACAAACAAAUAUGGUCUCAUGCGUGUAAAAAAAAAUUCAAAAUUAAUCAUUUACAAUUUAUUUCCGUGUCAUGUUGUUAUCCAACAACUGUGUGUGUCAUGUAAUAAUCAUUUGAAGAACAAAUUCUUGAUGAAUUAACUUUAUUUGGAAGAAAUCCAUUUCCAACUUUUCACUGAUAACAAACACAAUGAAUGAUAAAUCGUCAUUCAAAAGUUAGAAAUCUUAUAAUAUACAACUGAUAUGUACAUAUAAAGCAAAGUCAAAAUGUCUAUACAACAAGAAAGUAUAAAAUUAUCUGAACAAACCUCAGAUAGAUUAUUACUACCAAUUAGUAAAGAUAAAAAUAACUGCAGAAGAAAGAAACUCAAUCACAAUCAUAAAUUACGUUUUCGUUAUUAUUCUGUUGGAUUGUUAAGUAGUUUACAAUUAUUUCAUGAACAACAUACCAAUCCAAAUGUUAUGCAUACAACUACUCAUAAACCAUGUGCAAUAAUGAAACAGCAGUCAAAACCAUCAAAUAUACGUCGAUAUACUAUUAAUUUACCAGAGGAGGAUAAGAAUGUAUUAACUUAUCAAUCAGCAGUGAAUGAAACUGUAUCAUACAUGGAUAUUGGUGGGGAUAAUUCGAUUCUUAAUGAAAUUGAAGAACCAUUAUCAUUGGAUGCUAAAAGUACAUUUCAUCAUCAUCAUCAUCAAAGUAUCAUUAAUAGUAAUAAUCAUAAUACUAAUAGUAGUAAUACUACUAAUAAUAACAUUAUUAAUAAUCAAAGUAGUUAUCGUGAAAGAGGUUGGUCUUUGUAUAAUUUAAAAGAACAAUUCAUUUCAUUCUUUCAACCAUCCGAUAAUAAAUUAGCACUUAAAUUGUUUGGUAAUAAAGUUGCAUUAGCAUGUGAAAAACGAAGGCAACGUGAACAAGGCAAAUGGAUUAUACAUCCAUGUAGUAAUUUUAGGUAA